AUGCCGCAGCAACUUGCGCCGAAAGAAGCGGCGCAGUUUCGACAGGUCAUCCGCAGCUAUGAAGAUAAACAAUAUAAGCGCGGGCUUAAGACCGCAGACCUUAUCUUGAAGAAGAACCCGAAGCACGGAGACACAAUGGCCAUGAAAGCCCUGAUCCUCAACAGUCAGGGCAAAACCGAGGAAGCAUUCGCUCUCGCCAAGGAAGCAUUGACAGCCGAUAUGAAGUCACAUAUUUGUUGGCACGUCUACGGCUUACUCUAUCGAUCGAAUAAGAAUUUCGAAGAAGCAAUCAAAGCGUAUAAGUUUGCCCUCAAGUUGGAACCUGAGUCAGCGCAGAUCCAGAGGGAUCUGGCCAUUCUCCAAAUUCAAAUGCGGGAUUAUCAAGGAUAUAUUCACAGUCGCAACUCGAUGCUCCAAGCUCGGCCGCAGCUACGCCAGAGCUGGACUGCUCUCGCCAUUGCGCAUCAUUUCGCCGGUAAUCUGCUUGAGGCCGAAAAGGUCUUGACAACCUAUGAAGGCACCCUCAAGACCACACCGUCACGUAGCGAUGUCGAGCAUUCUGAGGCAGUCAUGUAUAAAAACUCGCUGAUUGCUGCACAAGGAGAUUAUGAGCGUGCCUUGGAACAUUUGAAUACUGCUUGCAAGCACAACCUGGACCGGCUGGCCGUAAUGGAGAGCAGAGCGGAAUACUUGGUCAAACUAGGGCGGAAUGAAGAAGCCGCUAUAGCUUAUCGAGCGCUACUCGAUCGAAACCCUGAUCAUCCAAUGUACUACGAGAAGCUGGCGUCCGCGUUGAAAAUUCCCCAAAACAGUUCCAAGGCACGAAAGGCGCUGUAUGACGAAUAUGCAGAGAAGUUCCCACGGUGUGACGCGGCCAAACGAAUUCCUCUAGACUUUCUCUUCGGUGACGAGUUCAACCAAGCAGCGGAAACGUACCUCACCCUAAUGCUGAAUAAAGGAGUGCCUUCUACAUUCGCAAACUUGAAGCAUCUGUACUCUAAUUCGGCUAAAAAGAUCGCGCUAGCUUCCCUUGCAGAAAAGUACCUCCAGUCAGAGUUCACGCCGUCAACCAGUAAGGACAAGGGAGAAGCUGCAGCACUCUUCUUCUUGGCUCAGCACUACAACUACUACCUCAGCAGAGACUUGGCCAAGGCUAUGAGCUACAUCGAAAAAGCUCUUGAGAAGGAUCCCAAGAGCGUUGAUUUUCAUAUGACAAAAGCAAGAAUCCUGAAGCACAGCGGUGAGACUCAGAAAGCCAUGGAAAUCAUGGACAUGGCGCGAAAACUCGACCUCAAAGACCGUUAUAUCAAUAGCAAGGCGGCAAAGUAUCAACUUCGAAAUAACGAGAACGACCGAGCGAUCAAGACAGUCGGCUUAUUCACGCGGGCAGACACCGUUGGGGGGCCACUGGCAGAUCUUUUGGAUAUGCAAUGUGUCUGGUACCUGACGGAAGACGGAGAAGCUUAUGCUAGACAAGGGAACAUAGGCCUCGCUCUUAAACGCUUUCAUGCGGUGGCUAACAUAUUCGAUGUUUGGCAAGAAGAUCAAUUCGAUUUCCACACCUUCUCCCUGAGGAAAGGUCAGAUUCGAGCGUAUGUUGAGAUGAUUCAAUGGGAAGACCACGUCCGCGACCAUCCGUUCUAUUCACGCGCUGCACUCGAUGCCAUCAGCUUAUAUGUGGAAAUGGCAGACAAGGCGUCUACAAAGCGGGUCAAUGGAGCCACCGGUGAAAAUGGAGAUGACGUACUGGCGAAGAAGAAGGCAGCAAAAAAGGCGAAGAAAGAACUUCAGCGUUUAGAGAGAGAUGCGAUCGAAAAGCAGGCCAAGAAGGACCCAAACAAGAGCACUUUGAGUGGUGAAGCUAAGAAACAGGAUGAUGAUCCGUUAGGUUUGAAGCUUGCUUCUACCACUGACCCUCUCGGCGAGGCUAUGAAAUUUUUAAGUCCACUACUCCAGGCUUGCCCCAGAAGUAUCGAUGCUCAGCACGCAGGCUUCGAUGUUUAUACCCGCCGACGAAAACUCGUCCCGGCGCUUCGAUGCCUUCACUCUGCACUGGCAAUAGAUCGCUCCAAUCCUCGGACAAAGACACAACUUUCCAUAUUUGAGUCUAUUCUGAAGUCUGCCACCGAUCUGCCACAAAAGGUGUCAGAAGCCCUCGAUGCCGAAUUUAAAGCACUUUGA
Metarhizium album ARSEF 1941 is the source of this 2181-nucleotide messenger RNA. RefSeq names its product Alpha-acetyltransferase 15, NatA. The coding region runs from base 1 to 2181 and encodes 726 amino acids. Gene Ontology annotation, molecular function: protein-N-terminal amino-acid acetyltransferase activity; protein binding. Gene Ontology annotation, cellular component: NatA complex; cytoplasm. NCBI's taxonomy places the organism in Eukaryota, Fungi, Ascomycota, Sordariomycetes, Hypocreales, Clavicipitaceae. The record is from RefSeq and is a predicted model, not a curated record. Gene Ontology annotation, biological process: N-terminal peptidyl-methionine acetylation. The transcript is spliced from 3 exons.